Nematocida ausubeli is the source of this 879-nucleotide messenger RNA. RefSeq lists its product as uncharacterized. Bases 1 to 879 code for a protein of 292 amino acids. Lineage: Eukaryota; Fungi; Microsporidia. The record is from RefSeq and is a predicted model, not a curated record. The transcript has a single exon.
AUGCUUGCUUCUGGCAUUGCUGCCAGUGUUCUAAACAAGUACAUUGUCUCUCAUCUGCACAUUUCUGGUAAGUUCUUCAUCCUUCUGGUCCAAACAGUUUUCCUCCUUCUUCUUCUUUCCAUUAUAAUGGCAUUUGUCUACUCCCCUAGCGAUUCCUUCAAGGCUGCCUCCAUUUCUACUGUUUCCCCGUGGAUAUUCUCUGCUGUUUCUCUCUCUAUUAUGAUUUACUCGGGGCUUGAGGCAAAUGCACGCCUGUCGAUUUCUCUUUUUACUGUUCUCAAAAAUCUUACAAUUCCCAUAAUCGCAGUGCACGAUGCACUUUUCAACAGCUAUAAGAUAUCAAUGCUUACUCUUCUGUCGUUUAUUUUGAUAGUUGUAAGCUCAUUCCUAGGGGCUUACUCUACUGACAAAAAGAAGAAAGACUCCAUCUCAGUGCUUGGAAUUACCUGGAUGGCACUAAACUGCUUCUCCUCUGCUGCAUAUGUUAUACGCUUCAACCAGCUAAUUCGAACAACACAAACAAGUAGUAUAGUUGCUGCGUGGGCAGUAAACAUACUUGCCUUUCCUCUUAUUCUUUUUUGCUUCGCGUUUGAGGGCAUGCGGGACCUUAAAACAGUCGGGGUAAAGGAGAUGCUUAUUAUUGCGCUGUCUGGCAUAGCCACCUGCUGCAUAGCUGUGUCCAACGCGCACGCUGCAUACACAUUCUCCACAACCACAAUUGCUGUUAUAAACGCACUGAACAAGCUUCCAAUAGCCGCAAGCGGAGUGGUUUUUGGAUUUGAAACUGCUGGCCGCUCGUCCAAAUGGAUAUCUAUUCUUCUGGGCGUGGCCUCCUCAAUUCUUUAUGCAGCUUCCAGAAUGCCCUCCAGCAAUGCAUAG